UUUUAAUUUUUCAUUUAAAAUUUACAUUUUUAACACUUUUUUAUAUCUCGCGCAGUAGUUAUAUAGGGGGUUUGUAAUUUACAUUUUCAUUUUAUUUUCUUAUUUGUAACUACUCUUUUAGAGUCAGGGUAAUUUAUACCAGUGAACUAUGUCCGAGAGAACGGCGGACUAUGACUUGCCUCCGACCCGGCCAAACCCGGCCACUACUGACGCGGGGAGUCCGGCAAACAAGUCUAUGGCAUCUCCAGUCAGGCAGUACGCAUCUAUCAACACGGUUCCCUCUCUCCAGGAGCACACUGCAGCGAGCAAAGCUGGCGCGAUUGGUGCGACGGCGGCGCCAAUCUCCAACCGCGCGUCGCUUGACGGGUCCGGGGCACUGGUACCUCUGAAUGCCUCUAGCUUUAGUGCGCGAGGGUCAAGCGUCAAUUUAAGUGACAAGCAUAUCGACGCCGAAGCCAAUUUGCCGUUUACGUACUCGGAUGUGUUUUCGCCAGAUGCCUGGAAGACACCAACGGCACCACAUGCCAGCGCGCUGUGUGCUGGCGGUAUGUCAUCUGAGAGCGAAGACAGCGACGACCUGGACGACGACAGCGACAGCGACACGGAGUCGUAUGAGGGACUUGCUGUGGACGACAUCAACGAGACCUAUGACCACAGCCUGCCCGAAUAUGUUCCAAACCCGGAUCCAUUCACGCAGAGCAUUUACUUGGAGGAGGAGGGCAUAAUGAUAAGCGUGCGAGGAAUGUCGUACAGUUCGAUGGCUGUGUGGAUGUACAGCAUGGUGGGGAUACUGACGCUGGGCAUUAGCAAUCUCCUUUGCCGGUGGAUUCCGACGUGGAAGAUCCGAUGGACGAUGCGUCCGGCGCAUCUGGGCGAAGCAGAGUUUGUUGUUGUAGAGGACGAAUUUGGCAGCAUUGCGAUCAAGGCCAUCCAGCGGCGGUUCUACGGCGGCACGCUUGAGUCGAUAUUUGGUUCACUGACCAGGAAGGGCCCCCUGCAUGAGCACAACGACGAUGUGGUCAGUAACCUGUCCAUGUUCUCUCACCGCUACUACCGCUUUGUGUACCACCCGUACUUGGAGAAGUUUUUGCCCAACGCCUGCUGGAUGGACUCCAAGUGGACCAGGCUUCCAAUGGGCAUUCGCACGGGGCUGUCGCAAGACAUCUGCGACCUGCGAAGCACGAUUUUCGGCGACAACAACAUCGAAAUCGAGGAAAAGCCGACUGCCAAACUGCUCUUUGACGAGGUGCUUAAUCCGUUCUACAUGUUCCAGGUCGGCAGCGUCAUCCUCUGGUGCUUUGACGACUACUACUACUAUGCGGCAUGCAUCCUAAUCAUCUCCGUCUCGGGCAUUGUCGAGACACUUUUUGAGACGCGGCGAAACACACGCAAAAUCAAGGAGAUGGCGCACUUCUCGUGCAUUGUGCGCAUUCUGCGUGACGGCACAUGGCGUGAUGGCAGCGCCGAGGAGCUACUGCCUGGCGAUGUGUUUGAGGUAACUAGUGGCAUGUACAUUCUCCCGUGUGACGCUGUGCUCCUCGAGGGCGAUUGCAUUGUUAACGAGUCCAUGCUGACAGGUGAAAGCGUGCCUGUGGCCAAGGUUCCGGUGGUGCCAGCGGUAUUUGGCAAGAUGAGACUGGCUAGCUCGACGUUUGGGUCUGAAAUUGCCAAGCACGUGCUGUUUUCCGGCACUCGACUGGUGCGUGUGAAGAAGACGGGCCUUGGAUUUGGCGGCAUGCGCUGGCUCGAGUUGGACCAUCAGCAGCAGCAGAAGCAGCCCAUGACAGGGACCCCUGCCCGAGCGACCGCGAUGGUUCUGCGUACGGGGUUCAAUACGACCAAGGGCGCGCUCAUCCGUUCGAUUCUGUUCCCGCGGCCCAACAAGUUCAAGUUCUACGAAGACUCGUUCCGCUUUAUCGGCAUUCUGGCUGUAAUUGCAGCGUUUGGCUUCUUGGCUAGCAUUGGCAACUUUUUGCGCCUAGGACUGAGUGCACAUAUCAUCACUGUGCGCGCGCUAGAUCUGAUCACAGUCGUUGUGCCUCCCGCGCUGCCAGCCACCAUGUCAAUUGGAGUGAGCUUUGCGCUGUCGCGCCUGCGCAAGCGGCAUAUAUACUGCAUCAGCCCAACGCGCAUCAACGUGUGCGGCAAGAUAAACGCAAUGGUUUUUGACAAAACAGGAACGCUCAGCGAGCUUGAUCUUGAUGUGCUGGGCCUGCACCCCGCCGACCCCGACUCUAACCGAUUUGGUGAGCUGCAAGAGGACCCACGCCUUCUGCCACUUGGCCCCGCGGCCGCGCCAAGCGCCCCAAGCUCGGCCUUCAGCAGCGCGAACAGCACGUAUGCUUUGGGUCUGCGCGCGAGUUUGGGCGGGCUGGCAUCCAUCGACCGCAGCUUCUCAAUGACCUCACCGGUUCGCAGACUGGCUGACCCGUCCAAGCUGAGCGUCAUGCACGCGCUGGCUAGCUGUCAUGCUGUCAAGCUCGUCGAUGGUCAGUAUGUGGGCGACCCCCUGGAUGUAAAGAUGCUUGAGUCCACCGGAUGGGUACUUGAAGAGGAGGGUGAUGAUUUAGCUUUGGGUUCGAUUAUCGCGCUGCCCAACGCCGCUGGCCGUGGCGCUUCGAUCCCGAUCCCAGCUGUCGUGCGGCCGCCAAACGCUGACCGGUUUACGCUGGACGGUACUGGCGGGAGCAAUGUGUAUGAGCUGGGAAUCAUACGCGCGUUCGACUUUUCGGCCUCUUUGCGGAGACAGAGUGUGAUUGCCAAGCGUCUGGGCGCACGCUACAACGAGGUUUAUGUCAAGGGCGCGCCAGAGGCCAUCCGCGAGCUAUGCUACUCGGACACCAUUCCGCGCGACUUUGACAGCGUUCUACUCGAGUAUACGAACCAUGGGUAUCGCGUCAUUGCGCUGGCCGGCAAGCCGCUCAAGAUGUCGUGGCCCAAGCUGCAGCGCCUCAAGCGCGAUGCUGUCGAGUCCGAGUUGAUAUUCCUGGGCUUUUUGAUCUUUGAGAACAAACUCAAGCCGACCACCGCGCCUGUGAUUCGCGAGCUCCGGGCUGCAAAAAUCCGCCAGAUAAUGUGCACGGGCGACAACGUGCUGACUGCUAUCAGCGUCGGCCGUGAGUGUGGAAUGGUCCCCGAGGGCAUGCGCGUGUUUAUACCCCGCCUGAUCCGCCGAAAGGAGGCAGAACCACCGGCCCCAGCCCCAGCAAACGGCGGUGCCAAUGGCAGCGUCCAAGUUUCUGAUUCAGAGUCAAGCGUUAGCGCUAGCGGCGGCAACGGUGAGGCAGACGUCCGCGCGAUGGUUGUAUGGGAGGAUGCUGAAGACGAGCUGUGCGUGCUAGACCCGUACACGCUCGAGCCGCGCGCAGCCACGGCGCCGGUCAAGGAUAAAUUGGUCACGUCGGACAUAGCUGAGACAUCGGCAGAGAUGCAGCGGCAACAGCAGCACUACUUCAACUGGCUGCACAACUACACCAACCCUGACGCCGAGCUGACAUCCGGCGGCAACUAUUGCGUGGCUGUCACUGGCGAGGUGUUCCGGUACAUCAUGGACACUGCGCCGGAUACGACUGUCGGGCGCAUUCUGAUGCGCGGCGCUAUCUAUGCGCGGAUGUCUCCGGACGAGAAGGGCGAGCUGGUUGAGAGGCUGCAGGCGAUCGGGUACUGUGUAGGGUUCUGUGGUGAUGGCGCCAACGACUGCGGCGCGCUGCGUGCGGCCGACGUGGGCUUGUCGCUGAGUGAGGCCGAGGCCAGUGUUGCGGCGCCGUUCACAUCGCAUUCGACCGACAUUCAGUGCGUGCUGGAGGUCAUUCGCGAGGGUCGGGCUGCGCUGGUAACCAGCUUCAGCUGCUUUAAGUACAUGGCGCUGUACAGUAUCAUCCAGUUUACCUCGGUGAGCAUGCUGUACGAGUUUGGCGGCGGGCUGGGCGACUCCCAAUUCCUCUACAUCGACCUCUUUAUCAUCGUACCGCUGGCCAUCUUCAUGGGCCGCACGCCCGCCUACCACAGCAUUGUGCCCAAGCGGCCCACGGCCAACCUGAUGAGCAAGAAAGUGUUGACCUCGCUGUUUGGCCAGAUCGCCAUAAAUUCGACCAUCCAGGCGAUUGUCUUCCGCAUGGUCAAGAACUCGGCAAACUACACGCCCCCUGUUCGCGAAGACCCCGGCGACCUGGAUUCUCUUUUGAUAAAAAGCUUUGAGAACACGGCGCUGUUCUUGAUUUCGUCGUUCCAGUACAUUCUGGUUGCCUGCGUCUUCAGCAUAGGCCCGCCCUACCGCCAGUCUAAUAUGCGCAACACCGGCUUGUUUGCCGCCUGCGCGCUGCUUGUCGCCUUCACUGUGUACAUGGUGAUGUGGCCCAACGACUGGAUAAACAAUGUGUUUGAGCUGGUGAAUAUCAGCGAGAGCUUCCGCCGCACUGUGAUCGUGUGCGCAAUUAUCAAUUUUGGCCUGAGCUCAGCUGGCGAGCGCUGGCUGUUCCCAUGGCUGGCCCCUACGGUCGCCAAGCUCGGGCGCAUUAUCAAGUACAUAUGCCAUCGUCACGUCAUGCGCCGCUUCCGCGGACAGUACACAAAGUUGCAGUCGUUUGAGAGUGAUUCUGACAGCAGGGGCAGCCAGUCAAACAACGGCGCUGGCAGCUCUGCCGCCACAUUCACCUUGGGUGAGGGCGAUACUGCGGGUCUGGUUUCGUCACCUGUUACCCGCGAUGCGCACCGCGGCAACUAUAGCAGUGAGCUACUGGAGUCUGGGUGCGAACCUUUGUCAUGGGAGGAGAUUGCGCGCAAGUCAGAGUCCAAGCAGUACAAGCGCAUUCUGUGCGACAUGGGCAUUCCCGCAUGGUACUAGCAACAUAUACGUAGGCAUGUACAUUAUUACACUGGUGUAAAUGGACUUUGGAAUUCCCAGACAUUUAUAACGAAAUUCUGGAUUUUUAAGCGGGAAGUUUUCAAAACCAUUUUCCUCAGUUUUUUUAGCCUAAAAUAUUAGGAAGUCCAGAUUUUUGAAAAUGCGAAAAAGUAUUUAAUGUUUGCAUCUGACUGGUUCUUUGGUUAUGGGUUAUGGGUUAAGGGUGACGCUUAACAGUGUAAUUAUAUUUUGGUUUUGGUUUUGAU
Messenger RNA from Kickxella alabastrina, 5109 nucleotides. RefSeq lists its product as uncharacterized. Gene Ontology annotation, molecular function: ATP binding; P-type transmembrane transporter activity; ATP hydrolysis activity. The record is from RefSeq and is a predicted model, not a curated record. Gene Ontology annotation, biological process: intracellular calcium ion homeostasis. The coding region runs from base 149 to 4843 and encodes 1564 amino acids. The transcript is spliced from 6 exons. Gene Ontology annotation, cellular component: membrane. Lineage: Eukaryota; Fungi; Kickxellomycota; Kickxellomycetes; Kickxellales; Kickxellaceae.